AUAAAGGAGCGCGAUCAGGGCUUAACCAGAGAAAAAUCUGCAUUGGUUGGAUUUGCAAAUUUGUAUAAGGUUAAGGGUGAAUCUGGUCUUACUCCUUUUCAGUUCUUUUCAAAACACAAGCAGUUACUUAAGGAUUUUUUCUAUUAUCACCGUAACAUUAAGUUUACUAUGGUAUUAGUUUGCAUGAUGGAGUAUAGAUCUGGUGAUUUUAAAUUACAGGUUGUUCAACAAGAUAAGACUUAUUUUCAUUCAGAAACUUAUAUUAAUCUUAAGUCAACUGAAGAGAGAAAAGUAGUUACUGAUGCUAUUCGCGAUAUUUUAAAUAAGUUAAGUUUUUAUCAGUUGCAUGGAAGUGGCUGGUAUUUUAAGGAAGUUUUAUAUUUAGAGAUACAUACUUAUGAUUUUAAUCCAAUUAGGGGUUCUUCUUAUAUUCCCCUUCCAGAUUGGAUAAUGAGGAAAAAGGCUAUAACCAGUAUUAGAAAUAAAGAUAACAAGUGUUUUAUCUGGUCUAUAUUACGUUAUCUUCAUCCCUUGCCAAAGUAUGAUUCUAGUUUGAAAGAUCUUAGACCUUAUGAGAAAGACCUUAAAAUACCAAGUGGGUUUAAAUUUCCUGUUAAAGUUUUUGAUAUUACUAAAUUUGAGAAUGCUAAUCCAAAUCUUCCAGGAAUAAAUGUAUUUUCUGUGAAUGACAGAAAUGUAAUUUAUCCUUUGAGAAUGGCUUUUAAAGAUCCAAAUAAAACAAUAGAUUUAUUCCUUUAUGAGGAGAAUGGCAAAUGUCAUUAUUCACUAAUUAAAAAUUUUUCAAGAUUAGUACGAUCUCAGAUAACUAAAUGUACAAGCCAACCUUUAAAAAUAUGUAAGAGAUGCUUUAAUCAUUUUGUAUCAGAAGAAAGGUUUAGAACUCAUAUAAAAUAUUGUAUGAAUAAUGAAGUAGCUAUAGCAAAAAUGCCAAAAGAAGGAAAAGAUGAUAUAAUAAAAUUUAGAAAUACUCAAAAACAAUUUCCCCUUCCUUUUGUAGCCUAUGCUGAUUUUGAGUGUUUUACAAAGCCAAUGAGUAGUUGUUCUCCAAACCCAGAAGAAUCAUAUAAUUAUAAUUAUCAAAAACAUGAACCAUCAGGAUUUUGUAUUUAUUUUCAAGGAAUAGUUGAUACUAAAAUUAAACCAAUAAUAUACACAAAGCAAACUGAAGAUGAAAAUUUAGCAAAAAUAUUUGUAAAUAAACUUGUAACUACAAUUCAAAAUAUUUAUAAAGAUUAUUAUCGUAGAUUAAAGCGAAUUAUAUUAACACAAGAAGAUCAUUUAAAUUUUGUUAAAGCAAAAACUUGCCAUAUUUGUCAAGGUGAAAUAAAAGAAGAUGAGGUAAAAGUAAGGGAUCAUUGUCAUUUUACAGGAAAAUAUCGAGGGGCUGCUCAUGGUCGUUGUAAUGUGAAAGUUAGAAAACCUUUACUACUUCCAGUUAUAUUACAUAAUCUUCAGGGAUAUGAUGCUCAUUUAUUCAUUAAACAACUUUCUAAGCUUCCAGGUAAAUUUAGUUGUAUACCUUCAACUGAGGAGAAAUAUAUAUCAUUUUCUGAGGAGUUUGUGUUUGACAAAUAUUAUUGUGUUAAAAAUGGAAAAAUGAGGAAUUUAAAGUUUGAAAUACGUUUUAUAGAUUCUUUUAAGUUUCUACAAACAUCACUUGCUAAUCUUGUAUCAAAUUUGCAACCAGAAGAUUUUAUUAAUACUAGACGAUUAUUUAAAGAAAAUACAGAAUUACUUACUAGAAAGGGUGUCUUUCCAUAUGAUUAUGUUUCAUCACUUGAAAAACUAGAUGAGCAUCAGCUUCCACCCAAAAAAGAAUUUUAUUCUAAAUUAAAUGAUGAGGAUAUAUCAGAUGAAGAUUAUCAACAUGCAUUGAAUGUAUUUCAAAAAUUUAAUUGUAAAUCAAUCAGAGAUUAUCACGAUCUUUAUCUUAAGUCUGAUGUAUUACUUCUAUCUGAUGUUUUUGAAAACUUUCGUAAAACUUGCCUUAAACAUUAUAAGUUAGAUCCUGCUCAUUAUUAUACAUCACCUGGGCUGGCUUGGGAUGCAUGUCUUAAAGAAACGCGACAGGAAUUACAGCUAUUAACUGAUUAUGAUAUGUUAAUGAUGGUUGAAAAAGGUAUUCGCGGGGGUAUAUCCCACAUAUCAAAAAGAUAUGCAGAAGCAAACAAUAAAUACAUGAAGGAUUAUAAUCCAGAUAAGGAGUCAGUUUACAUUCAGUAUUUGGAUGCAAAUAAUCUUUACGGAUGGGCUAUGUCUCAACCACUUCCAACACACGGAUUCAAAUGGAUGAAAAAUUUAACAAAAGAAAAAGUUAUUAAAAUUCUUAGUAGGAAAGAUGGCCAAAAUGGUUUUAUUUUUGAAGUAGAUUUAAAUUAUCCUAAAUCUUUAUGGAAAGAACAUAAUGAUUAUCCCUUAGCACCAGAGAAAAAAAAGUCAACUAAUGUUGAAAAACUGUUUUGUGAUUUUUAUAAUAAGAAAAAUUAUGUUGUACAUUAUAAGAAUCUGCAACAGUAUCUUAAAAUGGGAAUAGAAAUAACGGCAGUUUAUAGAGGUAUAAAUUUUCUUCAAUCUGCUUGGAUGGAACCUUAUAUAAGAAAGAAUACUGAAUUACGUAAAAAGGCCGCCAAUUCUUUUGAGAAAGACUUUUUCAAACUAAUGAAUAACUCAGUUUUUGGUAAAACAAUAGAAAACAUUAGAAAAAGGCAGAAUAUAGAAUUGGUAGAUAAUUGCAAAAGAGCGCUAAAAUUAGUAGCGCAACCCAAUUUUCAACGUGCUACAAUAUUUGAUAAAAAUUUUAUAGCAGUACAUAUGAAAAAGCAAGAUAUAAAGUUUGAUAAACCUGUUUAUGUAGGUCAAGCUAUUUUAGAUUUGUCCAAAACUUUAAUGUUUGAUUUUCACUACAAUUACAUUAGAAAUAAAUAUCAAAAUAAAGCUGAAUUAUUAUUCACAGAUACAGAUUCUUUAAUGUAUGAGAUAAGAACAGAUGAUUUUUAUAAAGAUAUUGCACGGGAUAUAGAAAGCAAGUUUGAUACUUCAGAUUAUCCCAAGGAACAUCCUUCUGGAAUUUUAACAGGUGUAAACAAAAAAGUAAUUGGAAUGUUUAAAGAUGAAGUAGCAGGUAAACAAAUUACGCAUUUUAUUGGCCUUCUUUCUAAACUUUAUUCUUUCAAAGUAGAAGAGGAUAAAACAACUAAAAAAUGCAAGGGAAUGAAAAAAAAUGUGAUAAAGAAAGGAAUACAAUUUGAAGAUUACCACAACUGCUUAUUUUCAGGUGAAAAACAGAUGAGAAAGAUGAAUAUUAUACGCAGCGAAAAUCAUAAUAUAUAUUCAAAGGAAGUUAAUAAAAUUGCUUUGAGUUGCUUUGAUGAUAAACGCAAAGUCUUAAAGGAUAAAAUACAUACAAAAGCUUUGAGACCUCCUAAAAUAGUAUAA
Porites lobata is the source of this 3456-nucleotide messenger RNA. The record is from the annotation of a GenBank genome assembly. Lineage: Eukaryota; Metazoa; Cnidaria; Anthozoa; Scleractinia; Poritidae.